Molecule: messenger RNA, 1776 nt
Organism: Salvia hispanica
Lineage: Eukaryota; Viridiplantae; Streptophyta; Magnoliopsida; Lamiales; Lamiaceae
Product: Transducin/WD40 repeat-like superfamily protein
Biological process (GO): ribosome biogenesis
Molecular function (GO): protein binding
Source: RefSeq, a predicted model, not a curated record
UACACUUCUUACCCAAUAAAAACAACUAAACCCUCUUCUCCCUUAAACCCUAGCUGCGCCGCGCGCCCUUUUCUCUGCAUCAACGAGAGCAAUGGAUAUUGACGGAGACGGAGAAGCUAGGCAAGUUCAGGUGCGCUUCGUAACGAAGCUACCACAGUCGUACAAAGUGCAGCAAGCUUCUAUCUCCAUACCUGCCAAUCUCACUCGCUUUGGCCUCUCUGCACUCAUCAACAAUCUCCUCCUUACAACGGAUGAGGAUUGGACAACAGAGCCCUUUGAUUUUCUUAUUGAUGGAGAGCUGGUUCGCAUGUCACUUGAAGAGUUCCUCCUUGCCAAAGGCAUUUCUGCUGAAAAAGUACUUGAGAUUGAAUACAUUAAAGCUGUAGCUCCUAGGAAACAGGAGGAGCCUUCUUUGCAUGAUGACUGGGUCAGUGCGCUUGAUGGUUCCAGUGAUGGGUACAUUUUGACCGGAUGCUAUGAUGGUUUUGGAAGAAUAUGGAAGGCUGGUGGAAUAUGUACACAUGUAUUAGAUGGGCAUUCAGCCCCUGUCACCUCUGUGUGUAAUUUGAUGCCCAAAGCUGACACUAUUGUUGAUCAAGUUGUUGCUACUGGUUCGAAGGACAAAACGUUGAGGUUGUGGAAGUUUGGCGAAGAGGAUCCAAUUGAUCAACCAAAGAAGAUAACAUCAGUUAAGAUAUUGCGGGGUCAUACUUGUGCUGUUCAGAGCAUUUCAGGGAAACCCUCUGGUGAUAUGGUGUGUUCUGGUUCUUGGGAUUGUACUAUCAACUUAUGGAACACAAGUGCUAACGACACUGAUGACUCAGUUUCAGUGAAGAAGAGGAAAAAGGGUGGUCAAGAUGAGGAGGCUCUAUCAGAGGGUGAAGCGUUAACUACACUGGUGGGACAUACGCAGUGUGUAUCUUCUGUUGUCUGGCCGCAACAUGAAACAAUUUAUUCAGGCUCUUGGGAUCAUUCUAUCAGAAGAUGGGAUGUUGAGACAGGGAAAGAUACUUUCAACAUGUCCUGUGGCAAGGCUAUAAACUGUCUUAGUAUUGGAGGUGAGAGUUCGGCCCUUAUUGCUGCUGGUGGUUCUGAUCCUGUUCUUCGAGUAUGGGAUCCUCGCAAACCUGGAACUUUGUCUCCUAUAUUCCAAUUCUCAUCACAUAAUUCUUGGAUAUCUUCUUGCAAAUGGCAUGAUAAAUCAUGGUAUCACUUAGUCUCUGCAUCAUUUGAUGGAAAAGUGAUGCUGUGGGAUCUGAGAACUGCGUGGCCAUUGGCUGUAAUAGACUCACAUGGAGACAAGGUUUUGUGUGCUGAUUGGUGGAAAGGUGAUAGUGUGAUUAGUGGUGGUGCUGACUCCAAGCUUUGCAUUUCCUCUGGAGUACCAGUUCUGUGAUCAGGCCCGCAUUGUUCUCUUUGCAUCCAGAACCAUCUAAUUCCUCCCUAAAUCCUAAGAAAGAAUUGUAUGGCUGUACUCAGCAAUCAUGGUAAACUGAUUGCAGAGUUCUUGCAGAAAGAAGUCGAAACUUGUGCUCUCAGCAGUCAUGAUGCUGGACUAGUUGAGCUGCAAUGCAAUUAGUUUGCCAGGGUGCACUGUGUCACAAGUCAUGCGUGUACCAUGGCGCUACUGAAUGAGAUAGUAUUCUCUAAUUAUGUUGAUGUAAACUAGACAAUAACUUAUUUGAACUUUAUUUAAGACUCCCCAAUCAUAUAAAUGUGCUAUACUGUUCAAAACGAUUUUGAGUAGGAAUACAAGAUAGGAGAAGCCUUAAUCCA